AUGGAGCAUCAUGAAGGAAAACUGAAAUCAAUAACAUUACAAGAAAAGUUAAAGCUAAUAGAAAUAGUAGAAAGUGGAAUGUCAGUUAAAGAUGUGGCGGAAGAACAUUCAGUUAACCGAAAUACGCUUCACUAUAUUUUAAAGCAUCGGGAAAAGAUUCGUAAUAGUUUAAUUAAUAAGCCAAGUAUAUCACGAUUCAAACGAAUCAAACAAACUAAAUCUCCAGAGUUAGAAAAACGUAUUCUUGAGUUCAUGUAUGAGUCUAGAGCUAAGAAUGAGAAGUUAUCUGGAAGCAUAAUCAAGACAAUUGCGUUAACAAUUGCUUCUGAAUUAGGGGUAGAAAAUUUUCAUGCAAGCAAUGGUUGGCUGUUCAGUUUCUUCAAAAGGAAUAAUAUUUCAAUGAAUAGUUUCAAUCAAGGAGUAGAACUAAAUCCAAAUCCAGUAGAACCAAAAGAAAAGUCAAAAAGUAAAACAUCAGCCAAAGAUUUUAUCAUCGAAGAAAUUCCAAUGAAAGAAGAAAAUCAAGAAAUCGACAUAAUAAUAGAGGAUCAUGUCAUUGAUGAAAUCACCUCACAAGAAAACUUAGAAGUUGACAUGAAUGAAAUUGAAUCGAUCGAUUACGCUUUUUCAGAGGAAGAACACAACGUAGAAGAAUCUUCUGAUAUUACUCCAGCUAAGUUUGAAAGUGAAGCAUCAGAAGAUGUACCAUGGCGUAGUUGGUGUCGUUUAUGUGGAUUUUAUGAGUCUACAGAACAUUUGGAAAUUCAUCAAAUAGAUUUAGUGCAACAACUUUUCCACAUUUCUGUGGAUGACAUUCGAGUUUGCGAUGAAUGUCUAUCAACGAUUAAUAAUAUCUCAAAGUUAUAUCACAAUUCUCGUGUUGUAGAAAAUAUGCUUUUGGAAUUUGAAGAACGUAACAAAGCUUGUACAUUGACUAAGAAUGAGAUUUCGAAAAUCAGACAAGAUUUCGGUUUCGAUGAUCAAAAUUAUGAUGAGAUUGAAAGAGAUUCGGAAAUUCAUGAAAGUGACUCAAUUGAUGAAACAUGUGAAGAGAACUAUGAAAAUGUGGAAGUUCUUUCAGUGACAGAGGAAAAUUAUUUCAAAAGUGACGAUCAAGAUGAAGAAGAGAUUGGAUUUGAAGAAAUUGUUGAUUCUGUUGAAAUAAGUGAAUUACCGAAUGAGGAAAAAGAGAAAACAAUUGAAAAUGCAGUAGUAGAAGAUGAUUACAUUUACAAAUGUCAUAUCUGUGAUGAAAUAUUUGAACGAAUGUGCUUUUUGUCGAAUCAUACAAGAACAGUUCAUCAGACAACUCCUAAAGUUGAAUGUUCUUGCGGACACGAUGAAAAAUAUUCCUUUAAAUGUGACAUUUGUGAUAAACGAGUCGUCAACAAAUGGAGCCUUAAAUAUCACAUUGAAACAAUUCAUGAAAAUGCGAAGAAACAUUUCUGUCAUUUAUGUGGCCGUGGUUUUGGCAAUAAAUCGAAUUUAAGAUCACACGUCAUCAGUCACUCAACAGAAAAUGUCAUAUGCUCGACUUGUGGUGGAAAAUUCAAGAAUCGAAUCAGCUUGCAAAGUCACAAGAAGAUUCACAAGCCAGAAAAUCUAAGAAAUUUUGCUUGCAUGAAAUGCAAUAAAACUUUUCAUAAUCGUCAUCAUCUUCAACGUCACAUGGUUUCACACACUGAAGAGAGAUCUUUCAAAUGUCCUUAUUCUGAUUGUAGAAAUGAAUACAAAUGGCAGAAAGAUUUAAAGAAUCAUUUAACGAGCGUUCAUCUGAGCGAACGUCCUUAUAAUUGUCAUUUUUGUGAACGAAACUUUGUCGACAAUGUGAGUGUUAGAAAACAUCGACUAAAAGAACAUCCAAAAGAAUUGGCAGAUUUUGAAUUAAAGUAUGGAAAAGGACGAAGGAUUGACGCGAUCUUUUCAGAGAAUUUUGAUAUGACUUACGAUAAUGAAACUGAAAUUGUUGAAUGA
Messenger RNA from Clunio marinus, 1974 nucleotides. The record is from the annotation of a GenBank genome assembly. NCBI's taxonomy places the organism in Eukaryota, Metazoa, Arthropoda, Insecta, Diptera, Chironomidae.